Molecule: messenger RNA, 1614 nt
Organism: Truncatella angustata
Lineage: Eukaryota; Fungi; Ascomycota; Sordariomycetes; Amphisphaeriales; Sporocadaceae
Product: maintenance of telomere capping protein 1
Exons: 2
Coding region: 1-1614 (537 amino acids)
Source: RefSeq, a predicted model, not a curated record
AUGGCCUCGAAGAAGGCGGCACCCGUCGACGACAUCGAUGAUCUAUUCGCUGGCAUAGGCGACGACGCUGGCUCCAAGAAGCCAGCUAAGCCCAGAGCAGCAGCCCCCAAGGCGCGGGCAGAUAAGGUAGAGGAUGACAUCCUCGCCGACCUCGAGAACCAGCUGGGAGAACAGCCCGCCCGUCCCCAUACACCUCGAGUGAAAGAAGCAUCCAAGCGCUCCGGCACUGCGACUCCCCCGCCCGCCGCCGGCAGGCUCUCUGAGGAUAGGGCCAACCUUCCCCGCAAGUCAGGUGAAAGCACCCGAUCGUACCAUGCCAGCUUCACACCGAGCGCUACGAGCUCCGAAGCUCAAGAACCCGAGAAGAAGGCUCCUGUUGCUGUCGCCGAGCCAGCUGCUCCAGCGCCCGCUCCAGCUUCAGCUCCCGCUGCCUCCAGCGGUGGGGGCUGGUGGGGAGGCAGCAGUUGGGGGGGCAUCCUUUCAACGGCUGCGGCCACCGCCGCCGCUACAGCUGAGGCUGCACGGAAGCAAGCCGAGGCAGCAUACACUCAGAUUCAACAGAGCGAAGACGCCAAGAAAUACCUGGAGCAGGUCAAGGGCAACGUUGGCUACAUCAAAACCUAUGGUGACGAGCUACGACACCGUGCGCUGCCAACUUUUGCCGACAUUUUGCACACACUUGCGCCGCCGAUUUCUUCCCACGAGCGUCUCCUUAUCCACAUCACGCACGACCUCGCCGGAUAUCCUUCGCUCGAUCCUCUGAUUUAUGGCGUCUUCAGCCGUGUCAUGUCGCAAGUCGAGGGAGGCGACCUGCUGGUUAUUCAACGAGGUCAAGAGAGCACUGCCCGUCGUGCUUCUGAUGCUGCCUAUCACACUGGCUCUUCGUCGUCGUCGGCGGGCUGGCGUGAUGGUCCAUGGUGGCGCCAGGUUGAUGUUCCCCGCGACCUCGGUGUCGUCAAGGGUCUCGUCGAGGGGACGAAGCUUUGCCGCGUAAGCGCCGAGAGCUAUGCCAACGACUACUUCGCUGCCAGCGGCGGCAUCUCCGAGGCCCAGAAGCGAGCAUUGGAGCCUGUCAGCGAGGAGAACCCGGUGCGAACAAGCGAUAUUUUUCUUGCUGUUCAAGCCAUCACCGUUGAUGCUGAUACGGCCCUGUUUGCUGGGAGCACUACGGGCGAGAAAGAGAAGGAGGAGAGCUCGGUCGUGGACGACACUUCGGAUACUCAGGUCUGUUUUGCUAUCUAUGUGCUUGAUCCUGUCCAUGAGAUUACCUACAGCACCGUCUCUCAAAGCAUUCCUGCAAAGUGGAUCCGCUGGCUUGACGCACCCAGUCCCUUGACUCCCGCCAGCAGUGAGUCUGAGAACCAGCACAACAAUGAGCUGGAGCUUAUCCCAGAUGAGAUUCGUGAGAUUGUAGAAAGUGGUGGGGUUGAUCCAAGAGAAUGGGUUGCAGAGUGGGUGGAGGAGGCCUUGAGUCUCAGCUCUGGAGUUGUUGCUCAACGUUAUGUUGCCCGGAGGAUGGGUGUUGGUGAAGGUGGUUUCGGAAAGGGCAAGCAGAAGGUCGACGCUGUUGUCCAAGACGGUGGUGGUGAGGCUGCCAGGGCCGGUCUGAUCUGA